This is a messenger RNA of Pedinophyceae sp. YPF-701, 1803 nucleotides long. The record is from the annotation of a GenBank genome assembly. Lineage: Eukaryota; Viridiplantae; Chlorophyta; Pedinophyceae.
AUGGGCGGCCGCAAGGACCUGGCGCGGCUGCAGGCCGAGCUAGACAAGAUCUGCGCGGGCAACGGAGAUGCGGCCGCUCGCCGCGCCCGGGAGGCCCAGUUCACGGACUCUGCCCUCAAGCUUUUCAACGACCGACUGAGCGCGUUCGAGGCAGAAAUCGCCGCUCUAAGCGCCCGCAAACCACUACACAGCGACGGAGGCUCGGACGUCCCACCGACCGUGGUAGAUGCGCACCAGACAGACGGGAGCGCCGAUGAUGACGGGGCCUGCACGGGCGCGGACGGCGCCGGAGCAGGGCGGGGCGGCCACAUGGUGAUCGACAUGACGAUGGAGGACUCGGACGGCGGCGGAGACGGCGCGGCCCCAGCCGACGGCGCUCGCGCGGCCCCAUGGCAGCGCCCGCAUAAGCUGCACGCAGCGCCGAGGGCCGCGGCGCCUGCGCACGUGCGCCGCACCGGACGGAGCUCGCAGCCAGUGUUGUGGCCUGCGUUCCUGCCCGCUGCCCGCCGCGGACCGGAGCCACUCCACCUCGCCCCUGCGCAGGGGGGGUCUGCAAAAGACUCCGCUGCAGACCUCCACGCCAAGCUGUGCCUGACGGCGUAUCACUGCACGUCCGCCGACGCGGCGCUGGCGCUGCUCGGCAGCGGGCGCCUCCGGCGCGGCAGCGAGGCACAGGCUUGCAGCUUGGCAGCAGCGCUGCACGCAAUCGCAGACGUCGGGAGCUUCGACGGGGACAGCGACGCGAACAGGACGAUGGUGUGCAAGACUACCAAGGCUCUGCACGGUCUCCGGCGGAAGAUCGAAGCGGGCGUGCGCGCGGCAGCUCUGCGUUUCCGUGUCGCGUGCGCGGGCACAGCAGACGGCACGCGCCCCGUCGCGCACCACGCCUUCCGCCGAACGACGCGCGGCAGUCGCAGAGUGCCCCCGAAACUGUGCCCCUCUCCGCAUCUGGAGCAGCUCGUCACCUUCGAGCGCCUCGUCCUCACCGACGACGGCACGCUGCGGCUGGGCCCCGGCUCGCUUCUGCGGUGCCUUGCGGCGGGGCUCGUUGCCAAGCUCAACCGGCCCGAGCUGCUGCUGAUGCCCGGGGGCACGGAGCUGCGCGUGACGCCGGCGCUGCUCGCGGGCCUGCUCUUCGAGGCGGAGGUCAUGUGCAGUCCGAAGAACGCGAGCCUGACUCUGGAAACCAAAGGCGUCCGCUUGGUACGACUCCGCCAUAUGUUCGACGCCUACGUCAGGCCGCUGACGCAGCUGCCGGACGGCGGCGGCGUGCUGCUGCCGCGAGCGCAGGUGGAGGCGUGGCUGAACGGAGUCGGGUGGCUGCCGGCGGCGUUCCGCGUGCCUGAGUCGGACCUGCCGCAAUGCUUGUACAUCUCGGGGCGCCCCGCGCGCGGCGCCGACGAUCAUUCUGUGGGCGCCGAGGCGGAGCUGACGCCGCGGAUCGAGAUGUGCUUGGCGGAAGACAUGUGCACCCCCGUCAGCAACAAGCAGGCGUUCGGUGCGAGCCUCGCUCGGCUGAUGCGGACGCGCCACAUGUACGACGCGUACGUGCGCCCGCUCAUGUCGCUCCCGGACGGCGGCGGCGUGCUGCUGCCGCAGGAGUACGUGGCGGCGUGGCUGCCGGGCGUGAACUGGGUGCCGGCGGCAUUCCGCGUGCCGAAGGUGGACAUAACGCUCUGCUCCUCCGCAAAGGCAUUCUGGAAGAUCAACGAUGAACGGCGCAAGCGGAAGCGCGGCCGCGAGGACGACGGCACCUCCGGACGGGACUCCGACGCUGAGCAUCACACGUGGAAGCGCGCCUGA